AGAUAUCGUCGAUAAGUACAGCGAACCCGACGACAAGAAACUAUCGAAGCGCCCAAAGCUCGAUCAUAUCCUCAGACUCAGACAUUAGGUUUACAAGGAAAAAGCUUACUGCCAGACACAAAUGCGGGUGUUGUAUAGUAGCUACAUUCAUUCUUCUGUUAUUACUAGCAGCCUUAGCAGUAUACCUAGGAUAUACGUUUUUUCUGCCGCAAAAAUUGGACGAGCAGAUAUUCAGAGCCACUUUCAGAGUGGCGGAAGGUGAUAGAUUUUCGUUAGAUUUAGCAAAUCCCAGUACAAGUAGUUUCAAGAAUAGGUCUAGAGAUUACAGGGAGAGGAUAAACUCACUGUUUAGAAGAAGUCCAGUCAGACACGGGUAUAUAGGAACUGAAGUAUUAGCUUAUGAUGGAACGGAAGGGAAAGACUUAAUAGUUCACUUCAACAUUCACAUAGACCCGACCUACGUCAACAUAAGAGCGAGAGACCUUGAAUCCAUCCUGGCCAAAGAAAUCUCCCUCAAACAAUCCCUGUUUUUCAACAACCUCACAAUUGAUCCAAAAAGUCUAGUCGUGAAGCCAAGUCACGUCUUACCUCAACCUGUCACUUCGACUGAAGUCGUGACGUCACCUGUCACCGAGGAACCAGAGCCGCCUAGGGCGUGUUCACCGUUAAAGUUUGAGUAUUGCCGCAGGAUGGGGUACAAUGCGACCACUUUCCCGAAUAUUUUCAAGCACAGGAGCAUCGAGGACGUUUUGGAGAAUUCUAUUCCUUUUCGAGAGUUGGUCGAUGCAGAAUGCUACCGACACGCGUACGAGUUCGUUUGUAGAGUUCUACAACCGAGUUGCAGAAAAGGUGAAAAUGAAGACGAAAUGCUGCUGCCUUGUAGAGGAUUUUGUAGAGAAUUCAUGACUGGCUGCGGUGGAAGAAUGAACGAAAAUAUUAAAGCGUUCUUAGAUUGUAGCAGAUUUCCGGACGGAGUGGACACUUUCAUUAACAAAAUUGGGUUAAAUCAAUCCGACGACCUAGUUGUUACUUUCCACGCUGUGUAGACGAACUUCAAUCUCGUGCAUUUUCACCGCGAAUAUGCGACGGGGUGAUCGACUGCCAAGAUCUGACUGACGAAAAUACUUGCACUUAUUGUCCGAUCAAUCACAUCCAUUGCGGAAUCGGAAGAGUUUGCAUUCCGAAAUCCAAGAGAUGCGACGGUAGGACCGACUGUCCAGAUGGGAGCGAUGAAAGAGGAUGCCUCAGCUUAGCAUCAAGUGUAGAGACUCUAAGGAAAUCAGAAGUGAUUACACCUCACGCAACAAAAUACAACUCCGAGGGUUUCGUUAUAUUUAACGAGAAAGGAGAGGUUGGCAAGCUUUGCACUGAGAAUAUCAACAGAAGUUUGCCCGCGAAUCAGACUAUUGGUGUGCUGCAUUCUGUGGCAUCGUCACUUUGCAAAACUCUGACAUAUCAGAAUGUCAUAUCGGUGAACGUGGAAACAGACAUCGAAAACAACAUUUCCUACGUAAAAAUGAAGAACCCUACAGCACCAGAAAUCAGUUUCGUCAGGUCGAAAUGCCCUAGCAAACAAGUUCUGAAAGUAGCUUGUUCAGAAUUAGAAUGCGGUAUUCAGAGCACGCACGGUCCCGAAGGCCUAAAGGUUCUGUCAAAGAUGGCGACUCACGGAGAUUGGCCUUGGCACUCGGCGCUUUUCAAGGAGGAGGUUCACAUUUGCGAUGGAACUCUCGUGGCGCCCGAUUGGGUGGCGACGACAAUUUCCUGUUUCCAAGGGCAACCAAAGGCAGAAUGGACGGCCAAGUUUGGGAUUACAAGGUUAUCCAGCUCUACCCCGUGGGAGCAAGAACGCCGCAUCAUAGGCAUGCUGAAAUCGCCGGUAGAGGGCAGCACUAUCGCGUUGGUCAAACUAGACGAACCGGUAGUACUGAACGACUUUGUCCGACCGAUUUGCCUGCCCGGCGAGAACGAGUCUAAUCGCGUCCAAUGCAACACUUUGGGAUGGGCCAGGAACAGGGAACAGUUGCAGAGGAUCCAGGUGAAAGUUGCGGAAAUGGAAAAGUGCGAGAACGUGAGCAUUUCCAGCGUGAACAGCAUUUGCACCGAGACGGCGCACGGACAGAAUGAUUGCAACGAGGAAGAAUUCGCCGGUAGCCCUAUGAUGUGCCAAAACAAAGAGGAGGAUAAGUGGACAUUGGUCGGCAUUACGAAUUGGAGGAUAGCCUGCUCCAAAAACGGACAAGAACGACCCAGGGUGUACGACAAGAUUUCCUCGAACAUCAACUGGAUCAGAGACAGUAUUUUGAAUGAUAAUAAGUGACUACGAAAUAUUUUUGUGCCAAGUUUUACUUAGUAACAGCCUACUGCAAAUUUUCUGAUAAUACAAAGUCUCUUUUUUGUUUUUCGUACACCUUAGGAGGUAGUAUAUUUUUUAUGAGUGGUACAUUGAAAACUAAGUAGUUAUGGAUUGCAACAAUGUCAUCAAAGCCAAGAUAUGUGUUUUUUUGUCAUUUUUAGAGGUAUUAUUACGGCGACCUUGGCAUUGGCCUUGGCUGAAAAAGAUCGUCACUGCAGAGGUAUUCAAGUUUUUAUUCAUCAAACCCAUAUAUGAAAUGCAAUUCCAGAACAAGAUGUACAUCUUUCUGUAAAAAUUUAUUCAUGUGUGUAUUUAUACUACAUAACAUGUACUCAGUUUUAUAACUUUACACUUUAAGUACCUUUUAUACUGUAUUUUAUUUGUAUUUUUAUAAUAUGUUAUACUGUAAAGUAUUUUGUAAAUAAACUUACAUAUUUCGAAUUUGUUAAAA
This is a messenger RNA of Acanthoscelides obtectus, 2807 nucleotides long. Lineage: Eukaryota; Metazoa; Arthropoda; Insecta; Coleoptera; Chrysomelidae. The record is from the annotation of a GenBank genome assembly.